Molecule: messenger RNA, 2266 nt
Organism: Exaiptasia diaphana
Lineage: Eukaryota; Metazoa; Cnidaria; Anthozoa; Actiniaria; Aiptasiidae
Exons: 6
Coding region: 342-1073 (243 amino acids)
Biological process (GO): negative regulation of amyloid precursor protein biosynthetic process
Cellular component (GO): extracellular exosome; Golgi apparatus; plasma membrane
Molecular function (GO): amyloid-beta binding
Source: RefSeq, a predicted model, not a curated record
CAUUCCGUGAAGAAAAGAAAGAAAAGUGCGCGUCUUUUUUGUCCCUGUUUAUUGAAUGCCUUAGAUGCUUAGUAGGUAGACACUAGUUCUCCACGGUCCUUGUUCUUUGUGUGCAAGCCAACAAUGUGUCAUUGCCGCAUGCUGACAUCUCAUAAUAUACACAUUUGUUAGACAUAAAGCGUGAUGGCACGGCAUCCAGUAACCAACGCACGAUUCUUUGUUCGCGUGCGUAUUUCACUUUUCGUGGACGUCUAAACAGCUAAUGAAAAGAUCCAGUCUGAAUCCAGCAAUUUUGAACGACCAAUCUAUCUAUACAUGUUGGUUGUUAGGGUUGCUCACUCAUGGCGUUGAUGAAGCGUGGAAAAUUCAUUUGCUAUUUGGUUGUAAUCAUGCUCGUGGGGUCGACUAUGGCUGGUGUACCGGACACGUUAAAGUGGUUCAAAUCUGAUAGCGGACGUUGGUUUCUUAAUAAAAAGACUACCACAACAGUUCACAGCUUCUGGUUGAGAGUUAAAGAAGGGAACUCCAUCGUCGACGAAAACAUCAAAAUCGACACGCAAAAAGAAACAGAAAUAUUCCAUGUCUAUCCUUACGACACGGUGGACGAAGCCAUCUUUUUAUCCGACUUUAAAAAGAACCUAACACUUAUUAAGCUACCGAAGAAAAAUCAAUGUUUACUGCAAAAUCUGAAUCCCAUUACACCUCCUCCAAGACAACUUAUAGAUAAUAUAAAGAAGGCUAUUGCACUAAAUGGCACUAACAAGACCAUCGAUAUCAGCAUCAAAGAAAAAUCGUCUUGGAAGAUUAAGAAUACUGUCCUUGACCGAUCUCAACUCAGCCAAGAUAUGAAACAACUUUGUCUGACAUCCCCCAUUUACAAGAUAUGGAGGACUGCUGGUCAAGUCUACGUCAAAGGACUAAAAAGACAAGGACGAAGUCCCGUACGUCAACGGUCUGCCUGUGGUAGUUUGGUGUGUCAUCAUUAUUAUAAAUGGUAUUGUACAGGAAUUGUUAACGGCAAAUGUGUUUGGGUUAAACUUAAAGUGUAUGAUUGCCAAAAGGUUGUUUGUUGAUGAUGUGACGUGGAAAUUAACUUUGGGUAAAGGAGUAUUUCACUUGCAGACUAAGUAUAGCUUAUAAAAACAUGAUUUUAUCUUUUAAAAGGUGCGGCAUACACGUGGUGCUCGAAUUGUUUUCUAUGAUUUUGUAUAAGCUAUAUGGAAUAACAACGAAGUCUCUAUAUAAAUUAUAUAAUAAUCAAUGCAUAUAUUAAGUAGCUUGGGCUAUAUGCAAGCAAGUAUAUCCAACCCUAACUGGUAUGUAAGUGCAAAACUAUAUUAACAUAAAUUGACUUGCUGCAGCCGGGUGCGAUUCAGUCUAUUUUGGGAAACAAAACAAUAUAUUGUACAAUGCAUAAUGAUGUAAUGAUAUACAUUUUAUUCAAAAGAUUUAAUGAUAUUUACACCUACUUACAAAAACAUUUCAAAGUAGAAAACAGACAUAGAUCAAAAUGAAAAGUGUUGAAUCUCAGUGAACGUCUUUUGUCAUCUAUUGACUGAAAUGUCAAAGUUCUGUUUACAUUAAAUACUAUUUCCCUAUGACAAUGUUUUUGCAAUUUAGGUGUAAAUACCAGCACAUAAAAUAGAAAAAUAAUCUAAUAAUCUUAAAGUGAAACAAAAUGUAUGCAUUAUCCAAUAUAUGCAGACAUAAUUCAACAUAACUGUCAUGUAAGUCACAUACAAAGUCAAAAGCUAAUAAUAUUAAGAAUGAAUCAAUGAGAUAAUAACAAGAAUGAAUUGUCCUUUGACUAAUGAAUUUUAAUUUUAAUUUACAUAAGACAAGACAACUAGCAUGUCAGACAGUAUGAUAAACUGAGUCUGUGUUUCUAAUGAACCAUUUGCAAUAAAGUAAUAAACAUUAUAGAAUAAAAGGAUUGAAACAUCAAAUAAAUGUCUGUAUAUGUCAGUAACUUGUUUAUAAUCCUUUUAUGAUGUUAUCUAUCUGUUUAUUGCAUUUUGUGCAAAAUAAUUUUCUGCACAAUUUAAGCAUAAGAGAGGAAAAAUGGGGAGAACUAACAAUAAAUCUCCCCAUAAAUCAUGAUAUUAUAAAUUAAUAUAUAAGCAAUAUAAAAAACUUACUGGUCUGCAUAUACAACACUCCUUUUCCUAAAGAUGGUUAUAGAAUAAGAUAUUUAUACAAUACUGUAUAUUACAUGAAGAGUCCAUGUAUAUAAAUAACAUGUUCAAUAAAACAGGCAUUGACGAUU